GUCUCCUCGGAGAUUGGAUCCGUGUGUGUGGAGCUGUUCCCGGGUGUCAGCAGCAGUACACGAUCUGGGCGGGUUUGACACGAUUAGUUCCCGCCCUGAUCUCCUUCACUCACUCACAGGUUGAUAUUGUGAGACAUCAUAGCGCUCGCGGUCGCUCUGAUACAUUGUUACCAGUCGGUGGUGUUUGGCGGGUGAUUCUGAUACAUUGUAUCCGCUGAUGAUGGAGCGCUGGAGGGGGAGAGUCGCGUUGGUUACCGGAGCUUCUGUCGGGAUCGGAGCGGCUGUCGCUCGGGCUUUGGUCCAGCACGGUAUGAAGGUGGUCGGAUGCGCCAGAAGCGUGGACAAAAUCGAGAAGUUGGCAGCGGAGUGUCAGAGCGCAGGAUACAGCGGCAUGUUGAUCCCGUAUAAAUGUGAUCUGUGUAAUGAAGAUGAGAUUCUGUCCAUGUUCUCGGCUAUAAAGACUCUUCAUCAGGGUGUGGAUGUGUGCAUUAAUAAUGCAGGUCUGGCCCACAAUGAACCUCUGCUCAGUGGACACACAGAAGGCUGGAGGAAUAUGAUCGAUGUAAACAUUCUGGCUUUGGCCAUCUGUACGCGUGAAGCUUACCAGUCCAUGAAGGAGAGAGGUGUAGAUGACGGACACAUCAUCAACAUUAACAGUAUGGGCGGUCACAGGGUGAUCUCCAGCGCUGAUGCACACUUUUACUCUGCUACUAAAUUCGCCGUGACCGCUCUGACAGAAGGUUUGAGACAGGAGUUACUAGAGGCCAAAACACACAUUCGAGCCUCGUGUAUAUCACCAGGAAUAGUGGAAACUGAAUUUGCCUUCCGACUUCACAACAGUGAUCCAGAGCGAGCUGCAGCGGUUUAUGAGAGUAUAAAGUGUCUGAAAACAGAAGACGUGGCCAGUGCUGUUAUAUAUGUCCUCAGUGCACCUGCUCAUGUUCAGAUCGGUGACGUCCAAAUGCGGCCUGUAGAGCAGGUGCCAUAGAUCCAGAAGGGUGUAAGAGCAGAUUCAACACGAGUGAACACUGCGUCACCUGCUGGUGAAAAUGUGAAUAACAUAGUUUUAAAAGACUGUGAUUGCAGGGAAUUGGUUUGGGAUUCAGAUUCGGUUCAAAUCUGAGACUGUGGUGACCUGAAGAGACUGACAGAGGAGUCCGAGGUGAAGCAGAAAGUGAGAUCACCAAAUGCAUUUCAAUUUACAGAUCUACACAAUCUGCUGCUGGUACAAAUAAAAGGGGACAUUUUUUGCAUUUGAAAGAAAAACACUGGCACGAAAGAGAGAGAGAGAAGUUAAAGCGAGUGUUACAGCCUGAGAUGGUCGUGUGUGACCACAAACACCAGACUAAGAUGCCAUAAAUUGCACAACUCAUUUUUCUUUAUUAAUAGGUCAUACUGCAUAUAUAUCGCUUUGGGAGUGUGACAAUAACAAACAAUGUUGCUCAAUGCUGCUGAUGUUGAAGACUAAAUGAAUUAUUUCAUGUAGUUUCUCAUAUAAUUAGCAUGAAAUGAUGGAGCUACUGUAUCAUGCAUUCAUCUGAACUCGUGUGGUUUGUUGGAUGUGCUGGAAGAAUAACAUAAACAUCAUUUCAUUAUGACAGAAUCUGUUUGCUGCUGUCACACUCCUAUAUGAACCUGUUGGUUUUUAUUUUGAACCCGACUAAAAAGUCAAGCACUGACGAUUUUUAUCAUAGGAGUCUUUAGACGCUGAAGAAAUACUUGAUAUAAUGUCAUCUGUUUUUACUGAUUAAACAUAAUUAUUAUUAUUAAUUUUAGAUUUUUUUUUACACUUUAAGGGCAUGGCAUACGUUGGGUUAUAUUUAGUACUAAUGUACCUGUACUGUAAUUUUACAAAUGCUGAAGUUUUGAACAAUGUGUUCACAUUCAAUAUUUCGGUAACACUUUACAAUAAGGUUCAUUUGUUAACAUUAGUUAAUGUAUUACCUAGCAUGAACACACCAUGAGCACAAUAUUUGUUACAGUAUUUAUUAAUCUUUGUUAAUGUUAGUUAAUAGAAAUAAAGCUGUUCAUUGUUUGUUCACAGUGCAUUAACUAACGUUAACAAGAUUUUAAUAAAGUAGCCUAUAAUGAAAUUAACAUGAACAAAGAUUAAUAAAUGCUGUAUAAGUGCACUUCAUUAUUAGUUCAUGUUAACUAAUGUAGUUAACUAAUGUUAACUAAUGAACCUUAUUGUUAAGUGUUACCAAUAUUUCAAUUUGAUGACGCUUGUCAAGAAAAUGUCACAUUUCACCCCAAAAUCAGUAGACAUAAUUAUAUUAAACAAAGAAUAUUAAAACUUUUUAUAUUAGAUUAGCAUUUAAAUUGCAAAGUAUUUAUUUUAGAAUAGUAGUACAGUACUGUAAUGUAUGCUUAUUUGAAUGAUACAAAAAUAUUGUAUUACAACGAUAAUAUAUUACAGUCAUGAGAAAUAUUAUAACAAUAAACUAUUCAUGCAUACAUUAUGAUAAUGAGAUAAAUCUGCUUUAUUAUAAAAUUAUUGGUAACACUUUACAAUAAGGUUGUAUUAAUAAACAUGAGUAGAUGCAUUAACUAACAUGAACAAUAUCUAUUAUAACAAUAUAUAAACAAGUCUUGUUAAUGUUAGUUCAUGUUAAUACAGUUAAUUCAUGAUGCAUUAACUAAUAUUAACAAUUUAAACGCUUGUUUUUUUUGUAAAUGCUAAAAUUAGCACGAACUAAGAUUAAUAAAUGCUGUAGAAGUAUUGUUCAUUAUUAGUUAAUGUUAGCUAAUGCAUUAACUAAUUGUUAACAAAUACAACCUUAUUGUAACACGUUACCAAAAUAUAUUCUCUUUAAAAAAAUUCCUUUUUUAUUAUGGUGAAAAAAUUCUUUUUGAUUUUGGGGUCAAAUGUGUUUUAAAAAGUUUGCUGUGAGAUUUACACACUUAAGACUUUGGUCAGAAGUUUACUGCAGGGUGUAGACGACGAGUAAAGUCUCAAUCUGUGGGGAUUUUAAAAUGUACCUCUCUGAUCUUAUGUAUAAAUUAAUACAGAUUUUAGCCAAUGUUAACAUGAUUAUUUACACAUUAUUUGUGUUUUCAGCAUGAAUGAAUUAUGAAUUAGCAUGAAUUUAAUUUGAACAAAAUAAGAAACACAGACUGUAAGUUGAGGUGGUUUUGUUAUACGGAGUGUAAAGUUCACUGUUUGGACCUUGACAGUGUCUUAUCUCAUGUUGUUAAGUCAUCAAACGCAUAUUAAAGUUCAUAUCUUGAAAUCAAAAAUGUAUCCACAUGAGAAUAAAAAUGUGAUGGGCAACAUAAA
Molecule: messenger RNA, 3280 nt
Organism: Paramisgurnus dabryanus
Lineage: Eukaryota; Metazoa; Chordata; Actinopteri; Cypriniformes; Cobitidae
Gene: dhrs11a
Product: dehydrogenase/reductase 11a
Source: RefSeq, a predicted model, not a curated record